Messenger RNA from Rattus norvegicus (Norway rat), 1378 nucleotides. The record is from RefSeq and is a predicted model, not a curated record. NCBI's taxonomy places the organism in Eukaryota, Metazoa, Chordata, Mammalia, Rodentia, Muridae.
GUUUAGAGAGAGCACCAGCAGAAAUGAGGAGGAUCUGUGACUUUUAAAGCUUGGGCAGGACAUUCAAUUGCCCUCCUCCCUGGCCUGACAGUCUGAUAUUAAGAUAGGAGCUAGUUGCAAGUUUAUUGAAGUAUUGAGAUUGCUAAUAAGCUUGGGAACCAGGCAGUUAGUUGGUCAGAAGGUCUGAGUGAGUUCUGCUCUAUAAGAAGAGCAAAGUAAAUGCUGGGUAGGCAUGAUGGGUUGAUGGGUGCUCUCUGAAGCUUUUCUGAUGUAUUUCCUUUUUCCAUGUUCUAUAGUACAGGAACAUACUCCAGUCAGUUCAGAACACAGAUAUGAUUGAAGGUCCCUCCUUUCUUCCCAAAUUCCAAAUGUCUUCAUAUACCCCCAUGGACACCAGUUCCCAAUUGCCUCAAGAGCCUUCAUGGAACUUAGCUUUUCAAAUGGGCCAGAGUCCCCUUGUGACCUCAAGAACUCCAAUGCAAUCAAGUCCUUCAGUGCCUGAACAGAACCUAAAUUGGCAAGAGUCCCAAGGGUCAUCAAGAGAAUCAAAACCUAUGGCACUGUCAGAUAAACAUGGCGGUAAACAAACUGGCCCUGUAGCUCCAAGGAAGUGCCGAAAGGAACGCACUCAGUACUCCGCAAAACAAAAGUCCGUGCUGCAAGAACAUUUUGCUGAGUGCCAGUACCCAGACAAGAAACUGUGUUUGGAGCUGGCAACCUUGUUUGGUGUGACAGAGAAUGAGAUCAAGGUCUGGUUCAAGAACAACCGGGCUAAGUGCAAACAGAAGAAUGUUCCAGAAGCACUGCCAGAGACAAAUGGAGGCCCUGAAGCUGUUUCUUGGUCAACUGAUUUUCCUGGUUCCAUAGCUGUUGUUGGUUGUGACCAGGGAGAGCCCAUGGCCACAGCCAUUCUGGAUGUGGAUUCCACUCCCAAACUGAACUGCAGCCAGGAGUCUUCUCUGGAUGGCAAUUGGACCUAUGAUGGUGCCAUGUGUUGUCUGCCAGAAGACGUGCUUGACGGUAAUGACCCUGUCACUGCUGGAGACUCUGGUGAAUCAGCACCAGUUGAAGCCCAGUCUGACCUUGCAGCAGCUGGAGCUCCAGUUGCCAUGGCAGUUGACACCCAAAACCCAGAGGAGUGUGAGGAUUUACCUCUAUUGGACGAAGGGGUCUGGCAAUGGAUGCUUGAAGACUUUCACCAAUUGGAAGACUGGUUUACCAAGAACUACAUUGAGAGUCCUAGCAGUGCUUCUCACCCCCUUGACUAGUUUAGACGUUUAUAUCUAUAAAGAAGCAUGUUAAUGGACACACUUAACCCCUGAAUUUGGGGAAAUUUCCCAAGUCUGUAUGCAUUAGUUUCAUGCCACUGUGAUUAUAA